Molecule: messenger RNA, 2589 nt
Organism: Moesziomyces antarcticus
Lineage: Eukaryota; Fungi; Basidiomycota; Ustilaginomycetes; Ustilaginales; Ustilaginaceae
Product: RNA-binding domain-containing protein
Exons: 2
Coding region: 1-2589 (862 amino acids)
Molecular function (GO): RNA binding
Source: RefSeq, a predicted model, not a curated record
AUGUCGCGCUUGAUCGUUCGUGGCCUGCCCACGUACCUCACCGAUGCGCGGCUGCGAGAGCACUUCUCCCAGAAGGGCGCCGUCACCGAUGUCAAGCUGAUGCGUCGGCCCGAUGGAACCUCGAGAAAGUUUGGUUUCGUCGGCUACCGUUCCGAGCAAGAGGCCCAGGAGGCGCUCGACUACUUCAACCGCACCUUCAUCGACACUUCACGCAUUACGAUCGAACAUGCCAAGAAGAUCGGCGACGAAGAACUCACCAAGCAGCGCGAAGACCGCAUAAACAAGCGAAAGGCCGCCGCCGGUCAAGACCCGCAAGCGUCUACCAGCGCACAUGGUCUUGACGGUCCCAAGGGCAAGCCGAACAAAGAUGACGCAGAAGGCGUCAAGAAGAAGCCAAAGAAGGGCGGCGCCAUCUCGUUCGAAGAGUUCAUGUCGGUCAUGCAGCCCAAGGCAAAGCGAAAGGCAUGGCAGAACGAAGACGCCAUGCCCGAGCAGACCAUGGACGACAUCUUUUCCGGCGUAGAGGCCGUCGAGAAGAAGGCCGCCAAGAAGGCCAAGAAGCAAGCGAAAGCCGAGGCGGAGGCAGCUGCAGCUGCGGCCGCAACAGAAUCCAACAGCGCCAAGUCGGGCGCCGACGACGCAUCCGAGCCAGAGGCAGAUGCAGCAGUCAACGACGUCGGUCUCACCGACGAAGAGUACAUGCGUCUGCGUAUGAAGCACCGCGUCGGCACCGACCUCGAUACCCAAGACGAUCCCACGGCUCCUCAGUUUGAGCAAUCCGACGACGAGAAGGACGACAAGGCCGCCGCCUCUGCGUCGGACUCGGACUCGGACUCUGAUGACGAAGCAGACGCGGUCAAUGACGAGGAGCUCGAGCGUAAGCAGGCUGCUCAACGCCGCAAAGCCGAGCAGGCCGCCGCAAGGGAUCAAAAGCUCGUCGACCAGAUCAUGGAAAGCGGAAGGCUCUUUGUGCGCAAUCUCCCCUUCACAGCCACCGACGACGACAUCGAGAGCUUCUUUGAAAGCUUUGGCACCGUCAAGCAGGUGCACAUCCCACUUGACAAGCAGACCAAGGCAUCCAAGGGCCUUGCCUUUGUGUCGUUCUCGGACCCCGCGCACGCGCUCGCAGCGUAUCGAGCCAAGGACGGCUCCACCUUCCAAGGCCGUCUGCUCCACCUGCUCCCGGCUGUCAACAAGGACGCGCCUGCCGACACGGACAAGAAGGCGGCGACGCUCAAGCAGACGCGCGCCGACCAGAAGAAGCAGGAUGCGACCAAGGACUUCAACUGGUCCAUGCUCUACAUGUCGGCCGACGCUGUGGCCUCGUCGAUCGCCGACCGGCUCGGAGUGAGCAAGUCGGACAUCCUCAACCCGGGCGCCGACGGCGGGCCGGACAAUGCGGCCGUGCGCCUCGCGCUCGCAGAGACGCGCAUCAUCCAGGAGACGCGCGAGUUCUUUUCGCAGGAGGGCAUCAACGUCGACGCCUUCGGCACCGGUACCAAGGCCGGGCGGUCCGACACGACGAUGCUGGUGAAGAACAUCCCGUACGGCACGUCGGUCGACGAGGUGCAGAAGCUGUUCGAGGAGCACGGCGAGGUGGACAAGGUGCUCAUCCCGCCGAGCGGCACGAUUGCGCUCGUCGAGAUGCCCGUGGUGUCGGAGGCCAAGGUGGCCUUUCGCGCGCUUGCGUACAAGCGCUUCAAGGGCGGCAUUCUGUACCUCGAGAAGGCGCCCGUGGGCGUGUUGACGACCAAGACGGGCGGCGACAAGGUGGUCAAGCAGGCGCCGAUCAAGGGCAAGACCAUCGACACGUCGGCAAACCCUUCGGCCAAUCUCGCUUCUGGCGUUGCAGACGACGAGGCGGCCGAGGGUGCGACGCUGUACAUCAAGAACCUCUCCUUCUCCACCACGGACGACCGGCUGGCUGGUGCGUUCCACGGGCUUUCGGAUUACGCGUUUGCACGUGUGCAGACCAAGCCCGACCCGAAGCGACCUGGUGCGCGUCUCUCGAUGGGGUACGGUUUUGUUGGGUUCAAGUCGGUCUCUGCCGCGCGCACAGCGCAGAAGGCUAUGGACGGUAAAGUGGUGGACGGACAUACGCUGGUUGUGACGUUUGCGCGUCGCAAUGCCGAGUCUUCUGCCACUGCAUCGCUCACGUCUUCGGGUGGAUCGACCAAGAUUCUGAUCAAGAACUUGCCAUUCGAGGUGACCAAGAAGGACAUUCGGGACUUGUUUGCGUCUCAGGGUCAGCUCAAGUCGGUUCGUCUGCCCAAGAAGUUUGACAACACUACGCGCGGGUUUGGCUUUGUCGAGUAUACCACCGUUCGCGAGGCACAGGCUGCAUUUGAAGCGCUCAAACACACGCAUUUGCUCGGCAGACAUCUGGUCCUUCAAUGGAGCAAGCAGGGCGAAAAUGCCCAGGACCAGGUCGACAUGCAGCGCGAAAAGACAAAGUCCGCCUUUGUUGCAACGGGCGAUGCAACCGCCAAUGCCAAACACGCAAAGAUCAAACUCAACCACGCCCAAAUCACAAGCGCCGCCCGCUCCGCCCGCGCCGCAAACAACCAAGACGACGACGAUGACGAGUAA